UAUCCUCCCUAUGAAGCAGGGAAUUCUGCUGGGCCAAUGGCUGGGAGCUUUCAACCUCAUGGACACGUUCAAGGGACGCCCCAUCAAACAGGACUGAAGGAGGAGAGAGGAGAAUAAAAAGUGAAGGAUGACUGAAAUGGAAGGAGCCAUGGAAGUAUUUAACCCAUCCACAUCAACACCUGAUUUAAUCUUCGUAGUGUAUUGGCCUAAUAUUACUAAUAGAGAAGGGCAGAAGAGUAGUGGAAAAGGUUGGAUUUGAAUUUUAGACUUUAAUGCCUCCAUCAUUUCAAUGGUUCAUACUUAUAUUCUAUAUAUCAAUGAAUGAUAGAAUCUUAUAUGUCUUGCACUGUAUAAUUCAUGUUUUAAGCAUUCAUAUCCUUAAUGUACUUGUUUUUUAAUUACUACAUCAUUAGUAAAAAGUGAAGUGGGAUAAUUAUCCUAAAUAUGGGAUUUUAAGGCACCGACUUAUUGUUGAGUGGCUCAGUGUUUUAUAGUCUUAAGUCAUUGCACAUUAAAACCAAGUGCCAGGGCCACGCGCUCACACUCAGGAACAGUGAAUCUGACCAAAUGGUUUUUUAAAUAUUUGGUACCUGACUUUGUUAAAGUCUGGAAUCUGAUGGUCAGACCACUCAGAGUUCUUGUGUGUUCAGACUGAACACAAAGCAGAUUUUUACUUUGUGUUAUUGGCACAAGUUUGAAAACUUGAUUAUUUUGUAGUACAUCUUUAUUUACAAACGGCAAAUAUACUUUUAUGAGAUUAGCUGUACUAGGUAGCAACAUGCUAGCAUGCUACAGCUAGCUAGUGUGAGAGUAGAGACUCCUAUACUUUGCUUAUUGUUUCCAUAGAUUCAUGAAUUAGAUUGAGAUUAUGCACAAAUCAUUUUUAGCUUGUUAGGGUGCAUAUUCACCUGCGUUUGCUCGAGACAGGUCGAGUUUGUAUACACUUGGGAUUUGCCUUGUUUUGUACAAGAAAUCCCACUGCCUCCAAAAUCUACCUUGCGUAAACGCCUUUAUACAACUUAAACACACUUGUCAGAAAAAAACUGGCUUUGAGUUGGUGGCUAGAUAGAAGUAACAAGCAUCCUUAUUAAGACCUUAGCACACAAAGUCUGUGUAUUUUCGUCUGAAAUUGUUGCACGUUGAAAACUGAACAGCUUCGAUUACCUGCUUUUUCUCAUAUACGCCAAAAGCACGGUAUCAUUUUAUAACUUUAAUAGCUACUGUAUUGGUUAGAAUAUAAGAGCCCCCCCCCCCUUUUGGAAAAAUACUUUCUGAAGACCAAAUCUUGUUUUUCUAAAGAAAAUCAUUUUAUUUGAAAAUAAUUAUAAUAAAAACACAUUAAAUAAAAGGUAGGUUGUUGAUUUUAACAUAUUUUAAAUAAAAUAACUUUUUUUAUGAAAUGGUCACAACAACAACAGCCACCAUAACGCCUCUUCAAUUGUUUGUUAGCUUGACCUACUUUUGAGUUACUUUUUUCAACACAAUCGCUGUGUCUCUCCAUGUUUCAGUGGGACGGAUGGUGACAUGCAGGAUGGCAACAUUCACUUUGCCGAUAUUUGGCGCCAUCUGUUGUUGAGGGCGUAUGCUUACAUUUAAAGUGCUACACCCUAAAUUAAGAUGAGGUGAGAAAAUUAAACGGGUCAGGCGGGUGAGGAGGAGAAAGAGGAUGAAAUAGAGGAUGAAGACAGCACACAGACUCAGAGAGAGGACGGCUCAGUCCCUUCAGGUAGCCGCGGGGCCAAAUGCCAGACGUGGGCAGAGAGAGGCGACAGCCUUGGGAGGUUCCUCCAGUGGAGGGAAGCGAGGGAGAAAAUGAGAGUAGAGAGACAGAGCGAGACUAGACAGGCGACGUUGUGUUUUCACAACUAACAGAAUAAUAAGACUCAAUGUGGAAGUUUUCUGUGUGUAACGAUUUUUAUGGGAUAAAAUAAUAACACAGACUUGGUGUGCAAAGACCUUUAGUUUCCAAGUGAGUAACAUCACAUUCAGCUAUAUCCACUAACUUUUUAUUUCUUACAGUGGUGUUGCUCUUGUUACUUCCUGUUAUCUAGCUAAAGCCUGCCAUUUGACCAUGAUCUUGAGCUGGGAAUCAUUGUGUUAGAAAAGCCAUAGGAAGCUUGUAUAUUAGUGCCUAGUUAUCAGUAUACCUCUCAGUAGUAUGUUCAGCGGGCAGACAGAAAUGUGAUUGUUUCCUGUGGAUAAAAACAUUUUCAAAUUUCAGGAAUAACCUGUAGUAAUUGUUUUAUGAAGUAAUAGUUUUCAGUCAGAAUUUUUUCAAUUCCACCGAGAUUUUGAUGGUCCUAUCAUAACACUUAUUAAGCACAUUUACUAACAUGUUGCAGUCUAUAAUGGCGAGAUUAUAAUAUUAUAAAGAUUGUAAGACAUGUAUCUGGGAACACGGAUCUAACUUUGUUUUAAUUUAACAAUGUGUCAUAUGUAAUGUGUAACUGAUAGCUAUCAUAUGAAUGUAUGUCAUUUGUGGACGUUUUCGUAUUGAACACAUUGAAAGAAUGUUUAAUUACUGAUUAAAUGGAUUGCAAAUAAGAGUUUACACAUUUUGCCUGAAUCAUGCCGUUAAAUGACUCAUAAUGGAAGUACUGGAAAUGGCAAAAGAAUGUCAUGAAUGUGUGUAUCUAAAUAGUACAUGUAUACUUAUGUGUAGUACAUACAAUAUGUUUUCAGAGCUAUUGCACAGUGUUUGAACGUUAACUACCUGGAACUAUCAUUUUUAAGAUCCUGAUCAAUACAUUCUCUGAUUUCAAA
Messenger RNA from Micropterus salmoides (largemouth bass), 2763 nucleotides. RefSeq names its product epidermal retinol dehydrogenase 2-like. Gene Ontology annotation, cellular component: lipid droplet. NCBI's taxonomy places the organism in Eukaryota, Metazoa, Chordata, Actinopteri, Centrarchiformes, Centrarchidae. Gene Ontology annotation, molecular function: oxidoreductase activity, acting on the CH-OH group of donors, NAD or NADP as acceptor. The record is from RefSeq and is a predicted model, not a curated record.